Messenger RNA from Culex pipiens pallens (northern house mosquito), 3414 nucleotides. Its product is annotated as RNA-binding protein MEX3B. The transcript has 4 exons. Gene Ontology annotation, molecular function: RNA binding. Lineage: Eukaryota; Metazoa; Arthropoda; Insecta; Diptera; Culicidae. Bases 1856 to 3289 code for a protein of 477 amino acids. The record is from RefSeq and is a predicted model, not a curated record.
UAUCAAACGCUCAACCAAGGUAGACAGACAACGGAUAGACCGCGUGAAACGCGAACCCUUGACGACGGCAACGACGAGACCCACCCCUAGACUACGACGGCGAAAUCAAAGCAAGCGGGCAGGUUAACGAGCACAUCGCACAGUAGGCUGUUCUGUCGCAGUGGUUAACCAGGAGUGCACGCACCAGGGCGCUAACAAGGAAGAACCCUUCCUCCAACCGGCCUACUACGCCGUCUAGUGCACACACAACCCGAAAAUCAAUAUCAACCUGCACAAACCAGCAAGAGAACUUGGCAAGGAACGCGGCCGCGUCAACUCGUGUGGUGCUACAAGAAGAAAGACAGGGAGGAGGCGGUGUGGGAAGCAAUUAGUGGAUAGUUUCAAGUGAAAAUAAAAGCAAACACGGGAUCUCUCGAUACGCGACUGCACUCCCGGUACCGUGAAGUGACGAAGAAGAGCGCUGUGACGCGGGAGAAGGGUUGUGCAAAAUUCAACGAGUCGCGACACACGGCAAGAGAGUGGCGGCGGCGGUUCCAAAACGAGAGCAAAAGUCAUAGCCCAACAACAAGACACCGUGUGGAAGAGGAGGUCCAGAAACAACGCAGGAAGGUGGUGGAAGAUAGUAGUAGUAGUAGUAGUAGCCGGCCAGACGAGUGCCGGGCAAAUACAUAACAAAACACAAACACACACAUACGCGCGCGGCGAACGCAGGCGAACAGGAGACUGACUGGAGCACAAGAAGACUGGGCGACAGCUGGUGAGGAGAACGAGAUAUUCACCAAAGUCAACCACCACCCCCACCCCGAAAGCUGUCGAAUACCGCCUGGGUUCGGACCCCCAAAUAGGUUUCAAGAACGAGGAGUGAGAGCUAGAAAUUUGACAUUAUCACAACAACAGCAACAACAAGGGGUCUCGGAAACCGAACGGAACGUUACCGCAAAAGCAAUAGACGAAAUUAAUCAAAGGUGCAUACAACUCUGAGUUAGCGUGGAGUUCUUUUUUUGGGGAGGAAGUAAGCAGCAGCUACUACUAGUAAUUAGCAUUUUCACUUUGGGUAACUUUCGGCGACCAAGUGGUUAGAGAAACUUCAUCUGUAAAAAGGAUCAUCAAUCGAAGGACGGCACCACGAAUUAGCUAAUUUUGACGUAAACUUGAAGCUUGCAAAUCAUCAACUUUUUUGAAAGAAAGAAAAACGAGUCCAUUUCUCAUUCGUUAAAAAAUCAUCGUCAUUGAAAAUCGGAAAUCGUCAAUAAACACACACACUUUUGUACGAGUCGAAAAAAGAUAAAAUCAAACAACAAUUUCUAGGCAAAUAUUUAACCCGAACUUAGUCAAAUUUAAAACCAACUAAAUUUUCUUCAUAGAGGAAGCAAAAAAGAACUUCUAUUACUAAAAAACACACAUCUACUCAAAGUAAUCGGUAAAAAGUUAGCAAAGUUUUCCUUUUCGUAACUUAGUAAAAAUCAACUAAACAACGCACACUCGAGAACAAGUCUGCGUGAAAAUAAACAGCAUUAAAAAAGAAGAAACGACGUCGCCGAAGUUCUUCCCACAGAGAAAAGUCAAAAAACAAGUAGCGCAAAAGUGUGUGAAAACCAGCAGCAACAACAAUAAAAACACACAAAAGCAACUCGUCAACCGAAAACAGGAGGAAGGAAACAGGAACUACAACUACGAACUUACCCUCAACCCUUAACGUUUAAACAUUAGCAGAAAAUUCGUGUAACGGAAAUUUGAGUGUCCAUUCUAGUUAAAAAAAAAUAUCGUUAGUCGUUUAGACCAUCAACUUCCGGGCACCACCCCGGAACCAAAAUCCACCAAAAUUCCCACACUCAGCAACACCGCUCACCACAGCAUGUCCUCGGCGACCAGCAUGGACGAGUUUUCGCUCGCGUUCGACGACAACCGGCAAUCGAUCGCUGCGGCGGCCGCCGCCGCCACAAUGCUCCCGCCCGGCACCACCACACUGGCCCAGCUGACGUCACACUUUGAGGACCUGCAGCUCGGCGUCGGACACGGCGGCGGUCCGGGGGAUUUGAGUCCGGUGCUGACGGACCACUCGUCCAACGUGGACGAGCUGAUCCAGCAGAACUCGAAGGUGUUCGACACGUUCGUGGCGAUGAUUAACGGGUUGGCGCCGAAGGUGGAGGAGCGGCCGGUCAAGUACAAGUCGCACACGGAGUGCGUGCCGGUGCCGUCGUCGGAGCACGUGGCGGAGAUUGUGGGCCGGCAGGGCUGCAAGAUAAAGGCGCUGCGGGCGAAGACGAACACUUUCAUUAAGACGCCGAUUCGGGGGGAGGAGCCUAUUUUUGUGAUUACGGGGACGAAGGAGGACGUGACGCGGGCCAAGCAGGAGAUUCUGUCGGCGGCGGACCACUUUAGCACGCUGCGGUCGUCGAAGAAGCAGGCGAUGGCGCUGCUGGCGGAGAGCCGGAACAUGCUCGGGUACAGCACGCCGGACGAGAUCACGAUCCAGAUCCGGGUGCCGCAGAAGGUGGUGGGGUUGGUGGUGGGACCGAAGGGGGCCACGAUUAAGAACAUCCAGCUCAAGACGAACACGUACAUCAUCACGCCCAAGCGGAACCAGGAGUCGGUGUUUGAGAUUACGGGGCUGCCGACGAACGUGCACACGGCGCGCCAGCUGAUCGAGGAACACAUCGCGACGCGGGCCGGCACUUCGGCCACCAACUCGAGCUCCUCCGCCAGCUCGGCCAGUUCCAGCUCCAGCUCGAGUUCGUCGUCGUCGUCGUCGAGCAGCAGCAGUUCCAACUCGAGCUCGGGCAGCAGCACGGCCACGACGUCGCCGCAGAGUUCCCUUUCGAACGCCGGUCACGACCUGCUGCAUGGCCUCGGCGGCAACGGCACCGUCAACGGGCUCGGACUGCAUGGCGGCAACGGUGGCCUUCAGAACGGUGGAGGCGGCGGCCUGCCCGACUUUGACACGAACCAGUUCAUCAUCGACAACCUGCUCGAGUACUUUAACAACAUGAGUGGCGCCGCGUACAACGGACCGGCCACGUCCCCCCUCAACGGCCUCGGCGGCCAUCAGCAGAACCAGCACACGCAGAACCAUCACCUGUCCGGGCUGGACAUUGGCGGCGGCAACACGGGAGCGGGAGGCGUGCCCGACUUUCGCAACAUCUGGGAGAACCUGAGCGAGGGCCAGGGCUCCGGCAUGUCCGGCACCGACACGGACGCGUCCUCGCUCAUCUGGACGCUGCCGUCGCAGUCGCACUCGUCGCGCAACUCGGUCUCCUACUCGCCGGACGAUUUCAUCUUUCAGCGAUAAGCGAGUUCUGAGUUGAGUUGUUUUUUUUAGCUCGUAGUAGUCUCCCCCUCUUUUUUAUUCUAGUUACUUUUUUGGCGAUUAUUACGAUUUAACUCCUAUUUAACUAUAUAAAUAUCUAUUAUGUA